This is a messenger RNA of Aspergillus sclerotioniger CBS 115572, 1913 nucleotides long. Its product is annotated as Hsp70 family protein. NCBI's taxonomy places the organism in Eukaryota, Fungi, Ascomycota, Eurotiomycetes, Eurotiales, Aspergillaceae. Bases 1 to 1797 code for a protein of 598 amino acids. The transcript has 9 exons. The record is from RefSeq and is a predicted model, not a curated record.
AUGAGUGACAAAGAAGCCUUGGGCCCCCCGAGUAAGGGCUUUGCUGAUGAGGAAUGGCGGCCAGAUAUUGUCGUCGGGGUUGACUUUGGCAUGACACACACUGGGGUGGCAUAUUCGUAUGGACCCGACUGGCCACCUCCCAAAACCAUCCAGAGAUGGCCAGGGAAGCUACCUGGAGAGCUGGUCAACAAAGUGCCCACCUGCAUCACUUACCAUGCCAACUCGACGAGAGUGAUUCACUGGGGCUUUCAAUGUGAAGUCGACAGCCCCGAAGAGGGCUUGAAAGAGUUCUUCAAGCUUCAUCUCUCCCCACAUCAUCCCAGGGAAGAAGGUCCAAGUCUUGCCGAGGCCCAGCGAUGGCUUCAAGACUAUAUUCGAUGUCUCUAUCGACAUGUUGUGUCGUAUUUUGAGACCACCAUUCCACAGUUUGUCACUCAACGGGUGGAAUUUCUUUUCAGCGUCCCCACAACGUGGAAGGAUGUGCGCAUGGUUGAAGAAACCCGUAGACUGCUCGCUCAAGUGAUUGGGGUGCACAAUCCCAACCACCGCGCUUGUAUUGGUCUGACUGAGGCCGAGGCAGCAGCAGUUUAUGCUGGCAAUGAGCAUUACUUGCAAGAUGAUACGAUUUUGGUGUGCGAUUCUGGGGGAGGAACCACAGAUGUGAAUGUCCUCAGACUUCUCUCUGCAAGGGGUGAACCGACACGACUGGCGCAGUUGGGCCAUGUGGAAGGCCACCCGAUCGGCUCGGUUUUUAUUGAUAGGGAGAUUCAUCGCCUCAUAGCCACACGGCUCGAAGCAGUUCGUCCGCAUUUACGAUCGUCUCCCAGUGCGACUGCUUGGAAGAUGACAUUCGGACGGUUCCAGCGCUAUAAGUGUGCCUUUGGCACUGAAGCCACCGCCACUCCAUGGCUUAAGCUCGAUGUGCCGUCCUUAGUAUCUGAUUCCGACCAUCCAGAGGCGGACAUAUAUGAUGGCCAGAUGCAGAUUGCUUGGGAGGAUAUACAAAAGUGCUUCGAUUCGAAGAUUGCUGGAAUCUUCCGGCUCUUGGACGGGUAUAUUCAUCAAUUGCAUAAGCAAUAUCCGAACGACCGCAUUACAUAUUUAGUCCUGUCAGGUGGUCUCGGCAGCUCACCGUACGUGAGGAAAUGUCUCUAUGAAAGAUACAGUCCGGGAAGUUGCCCAGAAACGGAGAAGAUGCAGGUUCUGACAGCCGAUGAGCCACAGCUGGUCGUCGUCCACGGCCUAGUCAUGGACCGGAUCCAACAACUCAAGCGCGGCGUUGUUACAUUUGGAUCCCGAUGUGCGCCAGUGAGCUAUGGUAUUAUCUGCAACAAAUUAUACAGUCGAGAAAUUCAUGUUGGCGAACGAGUCCAGCUCGAUCCUCGCGACAACCGAAUGUACGUGUUGGAUCAAAUUGAUUGGCUCGUGAUCAGGGGCUGCCCGAUCCCCUCAUCCGGGGUUACCAAGGAAUUCCAAUUGAAGACCGACUUCGGCCAAGAGAAUGAACCCUGGAAAGUUCGGAUCGUCAUGUCGACUCUCUUGCCAGAGAAGCUUCCACGUGGCGUGAAAGAUGAGGGAGUUCAGCCGGUAUGCAACUUAGAUAUUCUGACCGAUAAUGUGGAUAAGAAACUCAAGAACCGGCACUGGUACAGCUCAAGGCCUGCCUUCUGGCGCACCUCGUUCGAGGUCAGGGUUGUUGUUGGUCCCGCUGAUCUCACCUUUCAAUUGUGGUCCAAGGGGGAGAGAAUCCGGAGUAAGCAUGAUCCUAUUUCGGUGCAUUGGAUGCCUGCAGAGUAGAUUGCAUUGUGAGCACACAGGGGUCUUGGAUGGAAGUUUCGAUCGUGAUGCAGUUUGGUUUGAAGGCGAGGAUAAGUUAUAUCGUUUAUUCCCUUGAAGGUUGAGUUUCUUUCCAG